This is a messenger RNA of Phycodurus eques (leafy seadragon), 2029 nucleotides long. RefSeq names its product tRNA nucleotidyl transferase, CCA-adding, 1 (gene trnt1). The record is from RefSeq and is a predicted model, not a curated record. Gene Ontology annotation, molecular function: nucleotidyltransferase activity; RNA binding. Lineage: Eukaryota; Metazoa; Chordata; Actinopteri; Syngnathiformes; Syngnathidae. The transcript is spliced from 8 exons. Bases 87 to 1370 code for a protein of 427 amino acids. Gene Ontology annotation, biological process: RNA processing.
GCCACAAAACUUCCCGUUUAGCUUCACUUCGGAAAUGUGAUGGCAGGCAACUGUUAAACGUGAAGGACUUUAAAUGCUCGUUUCAGAUGUGGAGCACAAUCUUGAGAGCUCGUGUGACCGGUAGGACGUGCUUCUGGUGGAGGAGUCUCUUCACGAUGCAACUCAAGAGCAGCGAGUUCCAGGUUUUGUUCACCGCUGGACUGAACGAACUGGCAGACAUUUUUAAGCAGCACCAGUAUGAGCUGAGAAUAGCUGGAGGUGCUGUACGGGACCUGUUGACUGGAAAGCAGCCUGACGAUGUGGAUUUUGCGACCACCGCUACUCCUGAGGAGAUGAAGCGCAUGUUCCAGGCUGCAGGCAUCAGGAUGAUCAACAACAAAGGAGAGAAGCAUGGGACGAUAACAGCAAGACUUCACAACGAGAAUUUUGAGGUGACUACAUUGCGGGUGGAUGUUCAGACAGAUGGCCGUCAUGCUGAAGUGGAGUUCACCACUGACUGGCAGAAAGAUGCUGAGAGAAGAGACCUUACAAUCAACUCCAUGUUUUUAGGUCUAGAUGGCACAUUAUAUGACUAUUUCAAAGGAUAUGAUGACCUCCAGAAUCGAACUGUCCGGUUUGUUGGUAGUGCAGAAGAAAGGAUCCAAGAGGACUACUUAAGAAUACUGCGUUAUUUCAGGUUCUAUGGAAAAGUGGCUCUGAAACCUGAUGAGCACCAGCCUGAGACACUGGAGGCCAUUCGGGUAAACAGCAGUGGGCUUGCGGCUAUUUCAGGGGAACGGAUUUGGGUGGAGCUGAAAAAGGUUGUGGUUGGCCACCAUGCUUCUCAACUACUGGAGAUGAUGUACAGCUUGGGGCUGGCGCAUUACAUUGGUUUACCUUCUGAUGGCAAUGUUGACGAGAUGAAGCGUGUGUGGCAGAAUGCCAAAGGUCACUCUCCCAAACCUAUGACCAUCCUAGCGGCUCUCUGCCGUCGCCCAGAGGAAGUAGAGAGGAUGGACACUCGACUGAAGGUGUCCCGGGAGGAGAAGACUCUGGCUGUGUUUCUGGUCAAGUACCGACAAGAUCUCUACAAGAAUGAUGAGGAUUUGGAUGGUCUCAAAACCUUUACUGACUUCAUUAUAGACAGUCGUGAAUUGGAUACUCGGAGCAAAGUGUGCGAGCUGCUGAAGUAUCAAGGUGAGCACAAGCUGCUGGCUGAACUGGGCACGUGGGCCGUCCCUCGCUUCCCCAUCAGUGGACAUGAUCUCAGGAGAAUGGGCAUCCUCACGGGCAAGGAGAUAGGCACCACUUUACAGAAGCUGCGUGACAUCUGGAAGAAAAGUCAUUAUCAGAUGGAUAAAGAAGAGCUUCUCAGUUACGUGACGUUGUAAUGGGCUGAUACGUGUGUCAAAGCCAAACAUGCAUGUGUGUCCGUGACCGAGAAUACCAAUUUGGACUCUCUGAAAUCAAGUCUGUGAUAGCACAGCUUGCACUUGGUAUCAAAUUGACUCAUCUGUGUGUGUGUGUAUGUGUGUGUGGCGCAUGAACAUUACCAGCCCAAUGAUGAAUGCAUUUUCAUUAUUAUGACACCAUUUUCAUUAUUAUUACAACGCUGGGCCGCUUUAUACAUCUACAUGAAAUGGGAGAAUACAUCCGUUGCAUUUAAUUUGCAUUUUUGUCUGCCAUUUGCUCAAAUUUAUGGAAUAAGAGUUCGUCACUCGUUAUUUUCAAUGUUUCAGCAUCAUUGUAAAUAUUUUUUUUCUCAGUCUGGGCAAAUGUUCCAGUACAAGCUUUAUAUUGCAUUCAACACAAGCCAGUAUUUGUUUGUAAAUAGGCUGGCAUUUAUAACUGGCAUGUUCUAUUAAUCAAGUGUUUGAAAUAUUUUCUUUGGGGUGCUUUAUGUAUUUAUCUGAGAAGUGCAUAUUUAAUUUAGAACUUGUCUGUGAGGACUACAUUGAAUGCUUUUGCAUUUCCAAGUUAGUUAAAAAACAGUUAAUUUACCAACAUAGUACUAUAGAUCCAAAAUAAAAGUGACAAUUGUGGCAGCGUA